CACAUUCAAUCGUCGUGUAUGGUCGUGUAUCUCUGAUCCACCAUCUACCGUGUGAGGCCCCGUUGCGAGUCGGGUAACCGACAUGUACGUCUUGUUGUGCGAACGACGUAGCACUUUCGAAACGACGUUGUCGCCAAGUACGGUCUAGUUCGGCUCGGGCCUUUUUACUUGGCGCGUGCAUGCGUGCAAAAUCGCGUAUCGAGGCGUAUCUGGCGGCCUCCGAGUGGUGUGCGUUUUGUGGCGGGAUACGGCGGAGAGAGGUGUCGCGAGAAAAAGCGAACGAGCGAGCGAGCGAGCGAGAAAGGGACAAAGAGCAGGGUGAAAGACAGAGACGGAGAAAGUGCCCGCGCGCGCGUCUCAGUGUGUGUAUGUGUGUGCGCGCUCCUCGCGCCUUCCACCGCUGCGUUUGCGUUCCUGGGACCGACGCUCGCCGACUUCCCGACGCAUCGUGUAUAUAUAAUGUAUAUAUAUACACACACACGUAAUACUCGUGAGCGUGUUGGUCGUGUUUAACCGGCGGUUCGCCCGAAACGGAGCUAGAGGUGCGCUAGAGGAACGAAGAUACCGAGGGCUGAUCGCUCGUCACGCGACCCACGGGCUAAGAUGCCCGACGUAGCUGCCGCCAGCAACGUCAGCAUCGUCAGCAUCGGCAGCAUCGAGUUAGCUAGACCACGCAGUCGUCUUUCGACUUUUGGACCUGUUUCCACCUUCCACCGUCGUCGGUUGCAUUGAUACGCGAGAUUCGUUCUGAACCAGUGUUAUUUUUAUGACUGUCGCCAAGGAGCAUGCUUGGGAUUCCGGAGGAAUAUUCGCUUAAGAGACAUUUGCGGCACGUUCUACGGAUACGACGAAACGUUUGGACAAACGUACAGUAACAGUUUCGACGAUUUUAAGUCUAUUUUGAAAUCUUACAACGAUUAAUAAUUAAUUUAUGGAUGAAGGUUGUAUGUGUAUAGUAUUUUCGACGGUUCUUGCAUUCAGAGAAUAAUAAAAAGACUAUACGAAAGAUUGUACGAAAGAGAGACAUCGAGCUAUCUGCUACGCUGCGACGUUGCAGCUGCUCGUCGUUUGCCUGUUUUGUAUGUGGCAGUAAAGCAUACCGAUCCUGGACACGUGCCAACGUUCCAUUCUUCUAGAAUAGAUUUGAGAGAGCUCUCUCGCUAUUUACCAAUGUCGAUUUUAUAAAGGUCGCUGCUAAUCAAAUAUUUUGCAAAGAUGUGUGAACAAACGGAAAUCAAUUAUCUGGAUGGAGAUGUCGUUUGGGUUAAAUUAGGAGCAUCCUGGUGGCCUGGCCAAGUCCGUGGGCUGGAUAAUUUGCCGGAAGAUAUACAAAUUGAAUUUCGAAAGAAACCAUUGAUAGCUGCUGUAAAAUUUUUUCAAGAGGACACUUAUGAAUUUGUGAAAAAUUACCAACAGAUCUACAAGUACAAUUGUACCCUUAAAGACGAAUUUAUCAAAAAGGGUAUGGAUAAAUAUAGGACCAAGAGUAAAGAUGGUACCAGUUAUAUGGACAAGUUCCCAGGCGACGUGGAGAUGGCGGAGAAAUUAACGGGAGGAGAUCCUGAUAUAUUGAAUCAGGAGAAAUUUUGUCCUGAAGAGAAACCGGAUAUCUCCGCUCUGUUCGGUGAGAAGAAAGUUCCGAAGAAAAAGCGCGAUCGCGAGGAAGGACAUAGGCGAAGCGAUGGCAUGGAUAUCGCGAAGAAGAUUACGCACCCACGCUUUUUACGCGGGGAGAGCGAACACGAAGUCCGCAUUCGUCAGCAACCCAAUAGUUUACCGUCGACUCCGACUAACGCAGGUUCCCCAGUGUAUCGCUGUCACUUCUGUAACUUCACUUCUUCGCGCGUUAACGUUAUCAUUUGUCACAUAAAAAGCCAUCGAUCCGACGACUCGCCAAUGCCACGCGUGAAGGUGAAGACGUACUCUCACGCGCGUGGUCGAAUCUCCGAUACUAGUACGCCGAAACGAAAAUACGUGAGGAAAGAUAAAAGUCAAUCGAGUAAAAAGAAGACCGAGAGUAAGCUAGAAUCAGUUAAACGGAAGCACUCGAAACAGAGUGAAAAAUCCAAUAAGAAAAAGAAAACCGAUCCGGAAUUGCGAGAAAAGUUGUUGGCCGACUGGGAUGACGAAUCGGACGAAGAAACGAACGUUGAUACAAAUCAUUCUUCAAAUAGCAGGUUAAGCAGUUUGUCCAUGGAGAAGACGUCGUCAAGCAUCGAUGAUAGUAAGGAUUAUACUGAGAAGAAUGCUGGAACUGCAGAGAAUAACGAAAUUGCAGCAGAAGCAGAAAAGCUACUUAAGGAAACCGAACAGUUAUCUUCGAUACACGUGAUGCGAGAUUCAUUAGACAGCUUACAUGCUUCGAAGAACAUACACGUUAAUUUCGACAAAAAAUCCGAUUUUGAGAAUUCUGGAAAGGAUACCAAAGCUGGUGGCGGAUCCAGUGAAACGUUAAGCAGGUCACAAAAAAGGGAUACUUCGGGUUCCGAUAGUGAGAGCAAACAGGUUUCCGAUAAGGAUGACAAAAAAUCACGACUAUCGUGCUUUGAUUUUGAUGAAGAUGAUUUGAGCGAGCCCUCUAUACCGCCUGUACGAAAAAUUCCUCGAGUUUUCGGUGAGAAGAAUUUAUCCUUGAAGAAAGAAAUUAUCAAGGAGUUCGAAAUGAGUCAAGCUCUGAAAAAUGAAAUUAAGAGAGAAGCCGAUAAACUAUCUGAAUUAAGUAAAAAUAUGGACUUGAAAGCUGACGAAAUAAUGGAAAUAAUACAAGGUAGAGACAAUCGACAAGAGAAGGAAGCUAAGGCAGAAGCUAAGGACGAAAAGCCCAACGAGAGUGUCCAAGAUAAAGCAAAAAUGAAACAAUCUGACGAAGAUAUAAAGGAAGAAGGGAAAACUAUGCGAUCCGAAGAUACGCAACAAAAAUCUAAUAUUAACACUUGCGAAACGGAGGUAGAGAUUGUGGAAAUAUUUCAAGUUGAAAGAGGAGACGGUGACAAUGGCCAUUCUUCGAGUGCUGCAAAGGAUUUUGAAAGGAAAUCGAAGACUGCUACCGAUAAGACUGUAUCGGUAAAGAGUAACGAAAUGUCAGAAAAGAAGGACGAAACAGAGAUUAAAUCCAGCGAUGAAAAAUUACUACAGUCUGAGAAAACUGGUUCAGAGGACGCGAUCGCGGAAUCUAAUGACAACGCUUCGGUGAAAGAAGCAGACGACACUUUAUCGGAACGAUUUACCACGGAAACGGAGGACGAGACCGUAUCCGAAUCUGCAGAGACUUUACCAGAACAAAGCGAAAAUUCAGAUACUGAUAUGUUAGACCAAAGUGUUGAUAGUCUUUCGGGAAACCGUAUUGGCCAGACAUUAGUUAAAAGAGGAAGAGGCCGACCACGUAAGAACGCGAGAUCGGCUGGUAAAGGUGCUAGCGCGUAUAAAAGUCCAAAGACGAAAGCUAAUAGAGGCAACAAGAGAAUUCGUGUGAGCGAAAGAAUCGAAAUCGAACGAAAGACUUCAGAUUCCGAUACAGAUCGUUCGUAUAGCGGUAGAAGACGCAAACCGAACAAGAAAUACUUGGAGUCCGAUAUAUACGUUCAAGAUUCUGACUAUAAAGCGUUCAGGACGGACGAGAGCCAAUCUGAGAGUGAGUCUAAAGCUUCCGAAAGAAUCGCAAGCAAAUCUAGAAGAGGCAGACGUUCUAAAGGAGUUGACAAGAGGAGCAACGAACUCGUCACUCAGAUGGAUAAGCAAGAGAUAGAAGUAUCUGAUCAAACGUCAACUGUCGCCGAAAACAAUGUUAGCAUCUUAUCGAUUGAUAUAAAAAACAAAGCACCUGAGGGUAAAAAGGAGAUCUUUUCCGAAGAAGAAAAAGAGAGUAAAUCUGUAGAAGUGAAAUGCGAUUUACUCAAGGAACGAGCAAAAUUUUUGGACGAAAUAGCUACUGUAAAAGUUGACGCAAAUGUAUCUUCGAAAGAUGUAGAAAUGACAAUGUCGUUCCAGAAGCCAGAAGCUACGAAUAAUAUGGAGAAAGUAGGACUUGGUACAGAUAAGACUGUGAACGAAUCAUCCGAAACGGAGAAGAAAGAAGGUCUAUCAAAGCAAAGUAAAGAUACCGAAGGCUUUACAGAUUACGAAAAGCCGUUAAUCGUAGAGCAAGUUGAAGAUACUGCCGAUAAUAUUGAAGUACAAGAUGCCAUGAAAACAAACGUGGAUAUUCUGCCGCCAAAAAAGUCUCAAAUAAAGAAAUUUGAAUUGUCACAAAUUGAUUUUACUGACGCAGAUAUUCAAGCUAAUAAAAGUGCGGAAAUUGAGCCUGAACCGGAACCUAAACUCGAAUCUCAGCCUCAGCCUGAACUUGAACCUGAAUGUAAAGUUGAAUCUGAACCCAUAAUUGAAGUUGAGAUCGAGCCUCAGCCUGAAUCUCGGAAUGACGAAGAGAAAGUAAAGGAAGAAGAUGAGACAAAGACGACGAUAAGCAAAGUAACGGAUGAAAUUGGUGAAAUUUUGAACACUGAGAACGAACAACGAAGAAACCUGAAAAGUUCCGAGUUACAGAAAAAAACAGAUAAAUCAGAUGAAAAAGAACAAGAGAUGCAAUCGAUGGAGGAAGAAAAAUCGCAGAAAACGCAGGAUGUUAAUCAGUUUAAAUUGAAGUCGCCGGGAAAGUCACCUAAAGCAGAUGACGUGAGAAAUACACCAAAAAGUCCAACGAAAACAUUAAUCGAGCAACAAUUGACACCCAAAAAAUCUUCAAUGCAAACGAGAUACAAAGGUAGAUUUACUCCAGAAACAGGUAAAGGAAGAAAGGACAAAGACUUACUUUUGGAAGAAAAACCAGCCAAUACGUUCCAGGAGGCUUUCUUGAAGACUUUACAAAUGGAUAAGAAGAAGAUUAUAGUUGAAAACGCUGAGAUGUCAUCCAAAGAGAAAAAGGAAAAAAAGACCACCAAAAGAAAAGCUGAGGAGAUCGAUGCUAGUAUCGCUGCUGUAUCUGCGCAAAGUAAAAAAAUUGACGACUUGAACAAAGAUUUGGAGAUAUCUGAAAAUAUUCAAAUCGGAGAAAAUGUACCGAUUGUGAGUGAUCUUGAAAAUGUUGAAGUUGUUGUCGAAGAAAAGAUUGAGAUCGAUACCAAAAUUGGAGAUAAUGUCCUCGAUUCUGAUGGUCAUCAGCUUGUGCCGUCAUUCGGCGAAUUCGUUGCCACGUCUAAACCAUUACUUGAGUCGGAAACACUCUCUGUUUCCGAAAAUAACACGAAGAGUAUCUCUGAUGUCAAAAAAUUGGAUGUAAUCCCGAAAACGUUUAUAGCUACAUCAUUAUUAUCGUCUGAUAUUAAUGUACCGGUAAAAAAGCGUGAGAUGCCGCGAAUAAUAGAAAGUGUAACGUUGACUGAACCGGUCCAAAUUUUGAAGACAAAGUUACUCGAUAAAGUACCGCAGAAAGGUGUGAAGCACAAGCUGGAAGUGGAUACUGCGAAAAAGAGUGAUAAAAAAAGCGGUCCCAAGGCAAAAAUAAUUAAAAUAGAGACCCUGCCAUCGAAUAGCAAGAUGAAAACUGCUGUAAAAUCCAGCCCGCACAUGUCUUUGACGAAAAAGCUUCAAGUAUUAAAGACAGAGGAGACGGAUGCGCUUCUGGAAGCGCAGAACAAGGAACAAGCCGUCGCAGCUACAUCGCAGACCGUCGUGACCACGCCGAUAACGGAAAAAUACGUACAACAGAGUGCUCAGAGUCUCGCGGAUAUGGAACUGGAUAUCAACUCGAUGCCGUUCGUUCUCAGCGAGGACGUGCUGACGCCAGAGAGCAUCGAACAAAUGCCUGUCGUUAUAUCUUCCAUUAUGCCAACAUCCAGCUCAAUUCCAGCCACGCUCUCCUUUACUCCGACUACGCAGAUAGUGUCGCCUACUCAGCAAACUCAAUUCAAGAUCGCAAACGAGACUACCGUGGCGGAAACGUCGCCGACAAAGAAAAAGAGCGGGGUGCCGGCGAUAUUGAAGACCAAGAGCAAAGCGAAACCAACCAUCACGAAUGUUAAACCGCUGGUACAGCCAUUUACCGGUGGGGUGAAGAGUUUGAAAUUUCAAAGCGCUCAGCCAGCCAGCAAACCGCCAGCCCUUUUGACGCAGAAAGGUACCACUCCAGGAAAGUAUGUUAUCGUGCAGACCACGGGUGGCCAACAACUGCGUUAUAGCGUUCAGGGAGUUCAGGGUAAGUCCAGCACUCAACAGAAAAUUGCUAUUCCAACUAGCGGCAAGACAGCAGGCAACGCGCAGGUGAUUCAACAAGGUGGCAAAGUCGUUAUAUUGACGUCGGGACAGUCUUGCCAGACCAAGAUGGUGCCGUUGAACAUUUCCAAGACUCUGAGCGGCAAAGUACAGAGGAUCGUGACGAGCAAAGGUCAGCUGCUGUGCCCGAUCAGUCCACAAGGUGGUAUAAUCGCCACCAAGACUAUUAUUACGCCAAAGGCCGAUACCGUAGCUGCCACCGUCGCCGCUACCGUCGCUGCUGCUGGCAGCUCACCUACCACAUCCAAAUUGACCACCAGUGGUCACAAGAUUAUUAAUACGCAGGGCAUAAUCACGUCCAAGGGCAUGCUUACUCCGAUUUCAGGUAAUAUCGCUAAAACAGCUUUAUUCACGGGCACGUUGUCCCAGGGAAUUCUCACCAAAGAUGGCAUCUAUACCCCGAUCAGCGCUUCGGCUUUGGGCGGAAAAACCAUCAUCGGCUCGAAGGCUCUAGUUACGAAGGGUGGCGCGACUCUUUUGACUCCUCAAGCUCAAGGUCUAGGUGGCACGAAAGCGAUCUUGACACCGGUGUCUCAAGCCAUCACCGGUAAAACCAUAUUGAGCCCGCAAGCUGUCAUCAGCAACAAAACCAUUCUGACGCCGAUAACCGGUCAGCAGGUUAAAGCCAUCGCCGCCAAGAGCCCGGUUAAAGGCGGCAAGGUGCAGUAUCAGCUACAGCAAAAGGUACAGCUGCCGAUUCUGCAAAAGUCUGCGAAGGUGCAGGCUCCGAUAUCGGUCGCAGGCUCGCAAACAAAGGCUUCCGUGAAAUCGCCAUCGGGCAACACGUUGAUUAUACAGAACACCGCUAACGCCGGUGCGGUAUCUCAAAAAACUAUGUCACAUAGCAAGAAGAUUGUCAAGCAAACGGUGGUGCAGCCAGGUACCAGCAUUCAAGGCGUCGCUUCGCCGAGCGGCACACAACAAACGGUGACGAUGGUGCAGCAGGUACAGCAGGUACAGCCGAAAGGCAAAGCCGCCGUGUCGUCAACCGUGCAAAAAGUCAUUAUACCUAGAACUAGCAACCGCCAGAUGAAAAGUCAGCAAAAGAUCGUCGUCCAGAAAAUGCAAGAACCGGCUGUAUCGACGGUGCAGAAUGUCCAAGCAAAGCAGACGGUCGUCGCGACUGCCGCCACAACCACAACUGUGACGAUUGCCGCCACCGCCACGACCGCCGUCGUCACCCUUGCUACCCCCACCAAGACGGUCGCCCAGUCGAAACAGACAACUCCCGCAACUUUCAAGUCCUCCGCCAAAUCUUCGGUCUCGAGUAAGGCACAGAAAAAUCGGUUGAACAUCGCCGUGAACUCGAUGAGCCCCGCUACCACCACCUCGAACGUGAAUAUCGCCGCGGCCAGUACCGCUACUUUAUCUUCGCUAGAACCACUCAACGCGGAGAAGAAGGCGAAAAUGGAUCUCCAGCUUGCUCCAGAUGCCCCGCAGAAAGAGCUGGGCAAAACUGAGAAAUUUAAAGAUGAAAAGUGCGACGCGGAAAAAGUGGAGGAGUCAAAGGCGGCCGCGCAGCCCCAGAUCAUGGCUCUGCCGACAGAGAGCAGUGACGGCACGCAAACCUACGUGUUGGUAACGAUAGACGAACAAGGACAGAUACAGCCACUCGAUAACAAUACUCUCAUGUCGUUGGAAGGAACGACGCAGAACCCGGACGGCACGAGAACCUUGUACAUAGAUCCCAGCUCGCUGGGAGAGGCCGGAACCCUGGAUAACAUUGUUCUUCAAUUCGACAACAGUGUCUUGCCGAAUAUUCAAGCCAACGUGACAGAGGCUAGUCAAACGACAAUCGUAAGCGAGAAUUUUCCGGCGUCGAAGGUGAUACAAACGUCCAAUCAGGACAUCCUGGCGGCCGCUCUCGCCAACACGGACUUUCAGCAGGAGAUCAAUUUGCCGGAGAAUCAAGCGGGUAGCGUCAUGACGCAGACCGGUCUGACUCAGACGAGUCUCAUCAAUCAGACCAUCCUGCAGUCAACCAUCAUCCCACCCACGGAACCGAUAUCUUCGCCCUCUGUGCUGGAGACUUCGCUGACUCUGAAUCAACCGAUCAUGACGCCGCUCGAGGUGCCGAGCAAUCUGCCGAUUCAGUCGACGGAUUCGACUGCCACGUCGGUGGUCUCCACUAUCCCAUCGUCCCUCGAGCUACCGAUCACCAUUACGAAUCCCAGCAUCUCCUACAUAUCCGCCACGGGAGAGACGCAGAUUCAGAUCCCCGGCAACUCGAUGCCGGACAUCGGCGAGAUUAUAGAGAGCCCGGCGACGGUAGCGAGCGGAGAGAUAGAUCGCACCGAGAUUCCUGCGAAUACUCAGUACCUGGUGAUUUCGAAUCUGGAGGAUAAUAUCGCGGCCACGGAAACGCAGAACGUGCAGGGCGCCGAGAUCACGAUCGCGCCGUCGACCUCGUACACGGUCACUGUGCCGAACAGCAUGAUCCUGGAGAACCCGCAGGUACAAACUACUCCGUCGAUGCCGAUCAUCGACGAUACAUACGUGGACAAUUCGCAAUUAGCCACAACGAUCGUCACCGACCAGACAUUCGUGGACGUGCCAGUAUCGGAGAUGCUGGUCUCCAAAGUUUCGGAGAACGCGCAAUCGCAGGAUAUCACGAAAUCGAUUACAUUGACCAACAAGAACUUGGACGAGGAGCAGCCUACGACCUUGCGAGAGGUUUACUCUUCUCAGCAAGUUCCCAACACAUCUGAGGAACUGAUUCUGCAGCAAUCGGCUAACGAAGAUACGGCCUCGAGCACGAUGGAAGUUGUGCGGGAAACGAAAAGCGGAAAUAAAGAGAGCGACGCUACGAUAAACGAAAUCACUCUGAUCACGUCCGAAUCUAAUUCGCAAAUAGAUUCGAUGAAACAAUUGAGCUUCGAGGUGACAGAUUCGAGCGAACGUAAAGCCGCGAGCGAAUCGCACGAGGCAAACGCGUCGGAUAAACUGAAGCAGCUAACGGUUUCUGAAGGAUCUAGUGGUAAUGCUAAGUCGGCGGAUCAGAAGGUAGCAGGCACGAACACAAAGAAGGGUCGAACAGCUUCACGAGUUCUGUCGGCUAAGUUAUCGAAUUCCCCGAGUGACGCGACCAUGGAGUUGGACAAAGUGGUCGAACCGGAUCUAUUCGCCAGAAGCACAAUUGGCAAGCAAAAUGCGGCGGAUUGUCAAAGCGACGAGCCAUCGUCGCAGGAGGAAACGGACAGACGUCGCCUGCGCCAAAGUAUGGAACUGCGAUUCGAGGAAGAGGAGGAGGCGACGGCGACGGCGACGGCGACGAUCGCGGAAGCUAGUCAAGAAACGCCUUCGCAGUCUCAGUACGAGCGGUUCAACGUGUCUGUCAGCAGCGACUUCACGGAUCUACCUAGUCAAUCCGCUUCCAAGUUGGAGAGCUCCGCAGGCGAGGCCACCCAGUCGAUCGCGUACGAACCAAUGGAGACGGACGAGGAGACUGUUGUGGCGGAACCACCGUCCCAGUCCUUCGAACAUACAAAGAUCAACGAAGCGUCCCAGUCUUACGAAGCUUCGGCGGAAUCCAAUGUGAACGCGCCGACGCAGUCCUUCAACGAGAUCGUGCAGAGUCAGGUGGAGCGACCGAGUGCCGACGCGGACGAGGCGAUUGACGAUCAAAGCUUCCCUACGCAGAGCUACGAGGUCGACAAGGGCGAGAGCAUGGCGGAGAAUUUGGAAACCGAUGCAGAGAUCAGUCAGGAGGGUAAUAUACCAUCGCAGUCGAACGACGUCGGUGUCGAUGGCAUAGGCACGUCGUCCGUGUCGACUAAUAAUUCUGGAUUGAACGAGGACGAAACAGCGAGUUCGUCCUACGUGCCGGAGACCCCUGAGAACCAAGAGCGCGAUCAGGAUCAGGAGAGCGCGAUAAGCACCUCGUCGUACGAGAUCCCGCCAUGCGAAGAACUCAACAUCGCUUCGUCCAGCGUGAUACCGGACACGUCGGUCAGCACGGAGCAUCCUGGUAUCCACGACAACGGCGUCCCGGAGAUUCCGACUUCUUCGUCGUACAACCUGAAUCCCGACAUUACGUCGACCCACCACGUGGACUCUGUGCCUACUUCGAGCGACUACGAGGACCAGGUGAUAGUCGAGCAGAACGUGUCGACGUCGUACGAGGUGCCGAUUUCGAUGCCCGGCCUGGAGGAGACCUGCUCACAGAACUUUGUCACGGAGAGCGGCGAUCGUCACCGGAACGAGCCAUCCAGUUACUACGCUCAUCAGCAGGAGGUGACGGCGAGUUACUACGAGUCCGUAGAUCAAGAUGCGAACUCGCGACUGGAGGAGGAUCCCCACGAGGAGCACGUCACGCCCGGUGGCUACUACGAGGGUAAUCCUCAGGAGGUGAGUCAGAGCUACUUCGCCCCGGCCGAGGAGACGCCCAACUACCCCAGUCAUGGCAUUUCGCCCGGCUAUUACGACCCCAGCAGACCCGAGAGCGAGGCGAGCCAGAGUUACUAUUCCACGGCUGACGAUCUGGACGGCAAGACGGAAGAGCAGUCGUCUUCGUCGCCGAACGUCGAGACGUCGCAGAGCUUCUAUCGGGAGAGAUCGAGCGACCUGAGACUGAGACAGCAGGGUGGUGAGGCCACGCCGACGUAUCCCGAGGGAUACCCGGCCGACUACACGUUGGAGAACUCGCCGAUCGAGAGGCAUGAUCUUGUGGAGAGCUCGGUGCCAGCUACUAGGCCUAUGGACAGGUAAUAUAUUGUCGGGGGUAAUGGUAACGAGUAACGACACGUGUUUCCACUUGAAAUAGACUAUGCGGCGGGCGCACCGUCCGCACACACAUACACACACACACACACACACACACACACACAAACUUUUGAAUCUAUUUUUAAAUGUAAAUAUAAUGCGUUAAGUUAAUUAUAAUAUUGAGUAAGCGCUUAGACUUAGACUGCAGUAAAACUUGGCGUUAGAUUUUAUCGCUAAGCUCCUAGAUGUACAAGAGCGAAUGCACUCGCGCGUACGAGCGCGCGUGCAUUUAUCCAUACUGAAACAAAAAGAAUAAAAAACUAAAAGCUAAAACAACCGCGAAUAUAUUCCGCGGAUCAUAGGAUUCGAUAUUAUAGAUACACUUUCAUUAUUGCAUCAAAAUAUUGUUGUGGUCUUGAUUUUAUCGUCAUCGACGUUUGAUAUGAAAGAGGAAAUGUUCAUACAAUCGCUAGAGUAAAUGAAGAAAAAGCAAGCUAUUUAUAUAUAAAGGAUACAUACAUACAUACAUAUAUAUGUGUAUAUAUA
Temnothorax curvispinosus is the source of this 11514-nucleotide messenger RNA. RefSeq lists its product as uncharacterized. The record is from RefSeq and is a predicted model, not a curated record. The coding region runs from base 1216 to 10974 and encodes 3252 amino acids. NCBI's taxonomy places the organism in Eukaryota, Metazoa, Arthropoda, Insecta, Hymenoptera, Formicidae. The transcript has 5 exons.